AAGCAGUGAGUCAUUUGGUAGACUCACCAUCAUCUGAAGAGACUCGGAGCACCUGAAGGUCGGGUGUUUUUAAACCGGCAGCCGUGAGAGCUCCUCCGCGUUGAGCGCACUUGACUUUCCCCUUUCACCGUCUCCUGGCGCGGCUCUGCGCAAUCACAGCCGUCUCCAAAUGUGGCUCAGGGAAGCGUCGGGACGCGAGAAAUCCAACUCAAAGUUAGGGGGCCUGGAUACUGUUGCAGAAUCCUGUUGCUGUGUUGAAGCUGAAUCAGCCCCUGCACUCAACAGGAAGAGCAUGGACUAGUACUCGCCCACUGUCUUACCCAGAAAAGUGUCUUCUCAAACUGCAUUUUUUGGUUGAGAGAACAUGCAAAGAUUCUUCUCUCGAUGUGUGCACCCACCUUUCUGCCCCAUCUAUAAUGCAUUUCUGACAGUGUUUUUGUACCAGCUGCAUAAUAACAGUCAGUUUUAACAUCGGUAACAUUUUCAAGAUGGAUUACCUGAUCUCAGCGCAGUAGGUUUUGUCUGCAUACAUUACACUUCUCUCUCUGUGUUUCUGCAUGCAUCCUGUAGUUUUUCUUGAUGCUUUGCCAACGUAAUGGCUCAUUUGCUCGAGGCAUCAUCAUUCAAAUUAUGUUUUGACAAGACAGACUUAAUGUGAUCAUUACUCUAAUGGCUUUUAUGAGAAUGCCCUGAUGUCCCUUUUCUCCUGUAAGGAACUUAAAUAGUGUGUUUCAGUCUACCUUUGCUGCACAGGACAGUGUCGGGCAUCAGCUAAGUGUUGGAACAGAUGGUUCCUGUGUUGGACAAUAUGACCCCAGCUCCUCUGACACAGAACUGCUCCAACUGCAGCCAGGUGCUAGUCCCUGAACUCAACGUAGUCAAGGCUGUGGUGUUGGGCCUGGUGCUUGGUAUCUUAAUUGUGUUUGGAAUUGUGGGAAACAUCCUGGUAAUCCUCUCAGUGGUUUGCCAUCGACAUCUGCGGACAGUCACACAUUAUUUUAUAGUUAAUCUGGCGGUGGCAGACUUGCUGCUGAGCUCCACUGUACUACCCUUCUCUGCCAUUUUUGAGAUUGUGGAUCGUUGGGUGUUUGGGCGGGUUUUUUGCAAUGUUUGGGCAGCUGUGGAUGUGCUCUGCUGCACUGCCUCCAUCAUGAGCCUCUGUGUGAUCUCUGUUGACCGCUACAUUGGAGUCAGUUACCCUCUGCGUUACCCAACUAUAAUGACAAAACGCAGGGCGCUGCUGGCAGUGAUGCUGCUGUGGGUGCUGUCCAUCAUCAUAUCUAUUGGACCUCUGUUUGGCUGGAAAGAGCCACCACCUGAGGACGAGUCCAUCUGCAAGAUCACAGAGGAGCCUGGCUACGCUAUCUUCUCUGCUGUGGGCUCCUUCUACCUCCCUCUGGCCAUCAUACUGGUCAUGUACUGCCGGGUUUAUGUGGUCGCACACAGAGAGAGCCAGGGCUUGAGGGAGGGCCACAAGACCGAGAAGUCAGAUUCAGAGAGGGUGAUACUCAGGAUACACAGAGGCAAUACAACUGUAUCAGAGGACGAGGCCCUUCGCAGCCGCACGCAUUUCGCUCUGCGACUGCUCAAGUUCUCACGUGAGAAGAAGGCCGCCAAGACCUUGGGCAUCGUGGUCGGCUGCUUCGUGUUGUGCUGGCUGCCCUUUUUCCUGGUGCUACCUAUUGGCUCCAUAUUCCCUGCUUACAGACCUUCAGACACUGUCUUCAAGAUCACCUUCUGGCUCGGUUACUUCAACAGCUGCAUCAACCCCAUCAUCUACCCUUGCUCCAACCAGGAGUUUAAAAAAGCUUUCCAGAGUUUACUCGGAGUUCACUGUCUAAGAAUGACUCCAAGAUCAAACCACCACCAUCUGAAUGCAGUUCAGAGUCAAACUCAGGGUCACAGCCAGCCCCUUAAUCUGGGCCUGGACAGCAGGGGGGCUCCCUGUCGGCUCAGCCCUUCCUCCUCUAUGGCCCUGUCCAGAACCCCUUCCUCCAGGGACAGCAGGGAGUGGAGAGUCUUUUCUGGAGACCCCACAGGCGGUUCUGGACCUGCCGAGACAAGCAGGGCUAAAGUGGCCAAACUCUGCAGUAAACGCUUCCACCAAACCUGCUGCUGCUUCCUCAGCAGUGGGACUCCCCCACAGGAGUCAAACUGCGCCCAGCCGCCUUCUGUCGGAAACCUUCCCACCAUUAAAAUCCACCAACUGUCCCUGUCGGAAAAAGGAGAGCCUGUAUAGCAAAUAUAAUCCUUCAUCCAUUAGUCAUGACUCCCCUUUCAAGGUCACAGACGAGAAUAUAUAUUUCCAUUUGCUCUGUUAACUUCAGGAUGAACUGUGCUGGAAUGGUGGCUGCUUUGAAAUUCAAAAUGUAAAAGUCUCUGCUUUCGUAUGAUUUUUCCUGGAUGUAAGAUUGAAAGAGGUAUCACAGCCAUUAUAUUUGAUCCCUUUAAAGGUCCAGGAGGAUCUAUUGGCAGAAGUGGAAUAUAAUAUCUGUAGGUUUUGUAUAAUCACCUGAAAAUAAGAAUUGUCGUGUUUUUGCUUCCUUCCUUGCCGUUUAUAUAUCUAUGGGCACCAUGGUCCUCCAAUGUUUAACACCAUGUUUCUACGGUAGCCUUGAUGGGAUGAAUCAAACACUGGCUUCAGCUUGGGGCUAUCACAUUUUCCAUGCUUUCGGAAGGAAAGGGAGGGUGAAGAUGCCACUAAAUCCUACACACUGGUCCUCUAAGAAGAUUAGCUUUCUAAAUACUACUACUAACUGCAGUCCAUCCAAUGUUUGGAAAAGUGUAGAAAGAAGAUCCUGUAAAGUCUGUGGACCAAAAGAAAAAAAAUCCAUAUAGUAAAGAGACUAAAAGAUCUCUAAAUGUUUACAUAUUUUAUAUUACAGAAGAGCAGUUCAAAUGUAUAAAAAUGUAAAUAGGAAAGUUUUAUAUAUUGCAUGAUUUCACCAAAUGUUUCAAAAAUGCUGGUCAGUGGUGCUCCUGUUGUUUCCAAAGUUUGCCUAAUGCUGUUCCUGUUGUCAAAAUGUUGUUAGUGUACUGCUCCGUCUGUACACAGUAAAUACCAAGGGACCUUGUGUACUUCCAUGUCACAUUACAAUAAAUUUGUAUGACAUAUUCCUAACAAGGGAUUCAUGA
This is a messenger RNA of Dicentrarchus labrax (European seabass), 3135 nucleotides long. It is a transcript of the gene adra1aa, whose product is annotated as adrenoceptor alpha 1Aa. The coding region runs from base 788 to 2239 and encodes 483 amino acids. Gene Ontology annotation, biological process: adenylate cyclase-activating adrenergic receptor signaling pathway; positive regulation of cytosolic calcium ion concentration; phospholipase C-activating G protein-coupled receptor signaling pathway. The transcript is spliced from 3 exons. Gene Ontology annotation, molecular function: alpha1-adrenergic receptor activity. Lineage: Eukaryota; Metazoa; Chordata; Actinopteri; Moronidae. The record is from RefSeq and is a predicted model, not a curated record. Gene Ontology annotation, cellular component: membrane.